Vombatus ursinus (common wombat) is the source of this 1336-nucleotide messenger RNA. RefSeq names its product C-1-tetrahydrofolate synthase, cytoplasmic-like. Gene Ontology annotation, biological process: tetrahydrofolate interconversion. The transcript is spliced from 13 exons. Gene Ontology annotation, cellular component: cytosol. Gene Ontology annotation, molecular function: ATP binding; methylenetetrahydrofolate dehydrogenase (NADP+) activity; formate-tetrahydrofolate ligase activity. The annotation marks the transcript as partial. Lineage: Eukaryota; Metazoa; Chordata; Mammalia; Diprotodontia; Vombatidae. The record is from RefSeq and is a predicted model, not a curated record.
GUUGGAGAUAGAGCUGAUUCAAAUCUUUAUAUUGGAAUCAGAGCCACACAUUAAAUUACCAAGAAACUCAACUGAGGCAGAGGUUUUAAAGUGCAUCACAUCUUUGAAUGAAGACCCUACUGUACAUGGACUCCUGGUCCAGUUACCUUUGGAUGCCGAAAAGACCAUUAGCACUGAGCUGGUGACAAAUACCAUCGCUCUUGAAAAGGAUGUGGAUGGUUUGACUAGCGUCAGUGCUGGGAAGCUUGCUAGAGGUGACUUAGAGGAUUGUUUCAUUCCCUGUACACCUAAAGGAUGCUUGGAACUUAUCAAAAAGACAGGAGUACAAAUUGCUGGUAGGCAUGCUGUGGUGGUUGGACGUAGCAAGAUUGUUGGUGCACCAAUGCAUGACUUGCUUCUGUGGAAUAAUGCCACAGUGACCACAUGCCAUUCAAAGACUAUCCAGUUGUCUGAGGAGGUGAAUAAAGCUGAUAUUCUUGUGGUUGCAACUGGACAGCCUGAAAUGGUGAGAGGAGAAUGGAUUAAACCUGGAGCUAUAGUAAUAGACUGUGGAAUCAACUAUGUUCCAGAUAAUGGAAAACCUAAUGGAAAAAGAGUUGUGGGGGAUGUGGCUUAUCAUGAAGCAAAAGAGAAGACUUCCUACAUCACGCCAGCUCCUGGUGGAGUUGGACCCAUGACUGUGGCAAUGUUAAUGCAGAGCACAGUAGAAAGUGCAAAGCAUUUCCUAGAGAAAUGUACACCAGGAAAAUGGAACAUCCAGUAUAACCAUCUUAGCCUCAAGACCCCUGUUCCAAGUGACAUUGAAAUAUCACGUUCUUGCACAGCAAAGCCCAUUGGUUACCUGGCUAAAGAAAUUGGCUUGCUCUCUGAAGAAGUGGAAAUGUAUGGUCAGACAAAAGCCAAGGUUUUGCUGUCUACCUUAGAAUGCCUGAAACACCAGCCUGAUGGAAAAUAUGUGGUCGUAACGGGAAUAACCCCUACACCUCUGGGAGAAGGAAAGAGUACAACCACACUAGGGCUGGUUCAAGCUCUGGGAGCACAUCUUCACCAGAAUGUUUUUGCUUGUGUUUGACAACCAUCUCAGGGCCCAACCUUUGGAAUAAAAGGUGGAGCUGCAGGAGGGGGCUAUUCUCAGGUUGUUCCAAUGGAAGAGUUCAACCUCCAUCUCACUGGUGACAUCCAUGCCAUUACUGCAGCUAAUAAUUUGGUUGCUGCUGCUAUCGAUGCCCACAUAUUCCACGAACUGACACAGACAGACAAGGCUCUCUUUAAUCGUUUGGUGCCUUCAGUCAAUGGAGUGAGGAAGUUCUCAGAUAUUCAAGUCCGUAGGCUGAAG